Cladophialophora bantiana CBS 173.52 is the source of this 1515-nucleotide messenger RNA. RefSeq lists its product as uncharacterized. The record is from RefSeq and is a predicted model, not a curated record. The transcript is spliced from 5 exons. Bases 1 to 1515 code for a protein of 504 amino acids. Gene Ontology annotation, molecular function: iron ion binding; monooxygenase activity; heme binding. NCBI's taxonomy places the organism in Eukaryota, Fungi, Ascomycota, Eurotiomycetes, Chaetothyriales, Herpotrichiellaceae.
AUGGCAUUCUUUGAUUUCCUACUACGUGGACUCGGUCAAGCACUAGCUGCCACACCUGCGGUCAUCCUCGGAGCCAUAUCUCUAUAUCUUACCUAUCUUUUCUCACCCGGCAUCUACAAUAUAUACUUUCACCCUCUCAGCAAGUUUCCUGGUCCCAAGCUAGCUGGCGCUACCGAGCUUUUCGCGGUUUUCCAUUUCGUCCGUGGCCAGCAGUUAAAGUUCAGCGAGAAGCUUCAUACAAAGUAUGGUGAAGUAGUCCGCACAAGACCCAACGAGCUAUCCUUCAUUAGCGACCAUGCUUGGAAGGAUAUAUACAUGCAUCGUCAAGGCCACAAACAGAUGCAAAAAGCUGGUAUACCUGUUAGCCAAAACAAAGCAUAUGCCAUUACUAUCGCCCCCGAUGAUGUGCACGCACGCCAAAGGCGCCUACUAUCGCAUGCCUUCUCGGAGCGAGCGCUUCGAGAACAAGAGCCGUUGAUUCAGGAGUAUGUUAACCUCCUCAUCAGCAACAUGCGAGAGGACGCAAAAGAAGGGAGAGAAGUCGACAUGGUCCAAAACUUCAACCUUGCCACCUUCGACAUUAUCAGCGAUCUCUCUUUUGGGAAAUCCUUUGGUGGCCUUAGGAUCAGGACGGCACAUCCGUGGAUAAAAGCAUUCUUCGACAUUGCGACAACAGGGACUGUUAUGACUCAACUAGUACUACUGAAAAUUCCUAUAAUCUCGAUACUAGCGGGGGUGCUAGUCUUGCCCAUGUUGAGGAAGCGGCUCGGGAUUAUGAGCUAUACCAAGGACAAGAUUGAGAAACGUAUCAACCAGGAAACUAAUAGGCCUGAUUUUAUGUCAUAUGUGCUGAGACACAACGAUGAGAAUGGGAUGUCCAGGGAGGAGAUCCAGGAGACCUUCAAUGUGCUCAUGAUCGCUGGCUCCGAAACCACUGCAACAUCACUAGCUGGAUGCACUUAUCUACUUCAGAAGCAUCCCCGGGUCCGACAGAAGCUACAAGCUGAAAUUAGAGACACGUUUCUGGAUGACAAGGAGAUCACUAUGCUCAGCGUUAGUCAUCUAACAUAUCUGGAUGCAGUCAUCGGGGAGUCACUUCGAAUCUAUCCACCGGUGCCAAUCGCCUUGAGUCGUAUGACGCCUCCAGAAGGCGCAGCUAUCUGCGGUCAUUGGGUCCCAGGCAAUGUAUCUGUUGGCAUUCCACAAUUUGCAGCGUAUACCUCCCCCUUCAACUUUGUAGAACCGAACUCGUUCGCGCCAGAGCGUAUGCUCCAUGAACACGCCGCGAAAUUUGAUAAGGACCGCAAGGCUGUUCUGCAGCCUUUCUCCACCGGACCUAGGAACUGCAUUGGCAAGAACCUAGCUAUUGCAGAGAUAAAACUAAUCCUUGCUCGAAUCAUCUUCAACUUUGACCUUGAGCUGGUUGAUAAAAAGUCAAACUGGUUCAAUCAGGAGGUUUAUAGUUUGUGGAGGAAGCAUCCGCUGAUGGUUCGAGUCAAAGAUGUUAGAGUAUAG